GGUUCGAUACCACAUAAUGGACAAGAUAUUUCUCCCUCACCUUCAAAAAAUAGAACCACAUGCACAGUUCGUAUUCAGUUUUCCGAUCAUAGAAUCUUCACUGGGGAGGAAGUACUAUGCCAAAGUAGGUUCGCUCAGCGAACGAGAACAAUUCGUGGGAGAGGCAGAGUCACUCAGAGCCAUAUACAAUGCUGCACCGGGACUAGCCCCUCAGGUGUUCGCAGCGGUUGGUCCAGAUAAUCCUGCCACGACAUCUGAACGGCCUUAUUUCCUGUCGGAAUAUCGGAAUAUAACAAGUCUUACUUCAAACCACAAAGCAGGGGGGGAACUUGGGAUGAGGCUAGCCACGGAGCUGCACGUGUACAAGAGCACCAUGGGCUUUGGAUUUCAUGUGCCUACCUUCUGCGGUGCAACUCGGCAAGAUAACGGCUGGUAUCAAACCUGGGAAGAAUGCUACAGCGCCAUGAUUGGAAGUCUGCUUGCCAUGCUUCGCGAUAAAGGCAGCUUUUCCGAACUUUGCACCAAGGGGGAACAAGUAAGGUCCAAAGUGAUACCAUUUUUGCUUCGCCCCCUUGAGAUUCAGCCCGUGCUAUUGCAUGGUGACCUCUGGAGUGGUAAUGCAGGUAUAGAUAGUUCAUCGGAUAAACCUGUUAUCUUCGAUCCGUCAUCUUACUUCGGUCACAAUGAAGCUGAUCUAGCCAUCGCUCGUAUCUUCGGUGGAUUUCCCCAUAGCUUUUUUGAAAAGUACCAUGAACACCUGCCCAAGACCGAACCUGUGGAUCAGUACGAGCUCAGAGCAGACCUUUACGAGCUCUACCAUUAUCUAAAUCACACAGUUCUGUUCGGAAGUUCAUAUGCAGGAAGCGCUCUGCGGAAGAUGACUAUACUCCUUAGGGCUUGCCCGUAGAUAGACACGCCAGCCAUGACGCAACAAUGACGGCAUGUAGCAGGCCAACCAGUAUAGUACUUGGUCAAUGUAUCAAUAUUGUAUAUUUUCUCGACUAGCUCGAGGGUUACAAUUUAUAGCGUUGUCUGCAGAGUUC
This is a messenger RNA of Suillus fuscotomentosus, 1043 nucleotides long. RefSeq names its product Fructosamine/Ketosamine-3-kinase. Bases 17 to 907 code for a protein of 296 amino acids. The transcript is spliced from 5 exons. Lineage: Eukaryota; Fungi; Basidiomycota; Agaricomycetes; Boletales; Suillaceae. The record is from RefSeq and is a predicted model, not a curated record.